AUGACUAAUAAUUAAAACCGUAAUAUACUACAUAGAGCAUGCAUAAAAUAGAAUCAUAAAUUAAUUAAUAAACUUCUUGAUGAUUUCUAAGAAAUAUUAAGAAAUACAUAAAUAAAAUUAAUUAAUAAUAAAUAAAUUUCACUCAACUCCUAUAUUAAUGAAUAAGAUAGGUUUCAAAAUACGCCUUUAUUAAUGACGUGUCUAUAUAAUUAUUCUAAUUCAUUAACAGAAAGACAUUUAUGUAUAUAAAUUCUAAUAUAACAUGGUGCAAAAGUAAAUUAAAGGAAUAAAAGAACACUUUGGUCAGCCUUACAUUGGUGUGCAUAUUACGGAGAUCCUCUUUCAGUAUAAUUAUUAAUUGAAAACGGAGCUUUCUCAUGUUUUCCUGAUUGGAUAGGACAAUUUCCGAUUGAUUUAGCGGCUCUUUCAGUCCAAAAUAGUAGUAAGGUAGUCGAGAUUAUCACUAAGGAAGUUAUAUAGAAAAUAUAAAAAGUAGAAGGUUAUAUAUAAAGCUAAAAAAAUAAUCUUUUAGAUUUAGAGUUCCCUUUAUCAGAUUGCUUUUUAGAAAAUUAAGAAGAUUAUUUAUUAUAAAAUUAAAGAAAAUAUUUAUUAUCUCCAAUUUUAAAAUAUAGAAUUAUUUUUUGGUCGGCUUUUUUUAAAUUAGAAUUAAAUUUAAUAAAAAAAGCUUGUAGUUUUUCAAGAAGUUUUAUAGUAGUUAAAAUGUAAAAUAAUUAGUAAAUGAAUAGUUUACAUGCAACUGUUGUAGGUCAUUUAGAUAAUUAAAAUAUUGAGAUUUUAGAUUAUUUUAUAUCUUUAUUAAUGAAUUAAUUAAAAAUAAAAAAAACGAAAAAUUUCUAAUAUGCAAAUUAAUAAAAAAGAAAAUUUUCUUAUUAAAAUAAUGAUGUAUUAUUUUUAUUUAAAUAAGAAUAAAAAUUUUAUAAAAAAUAAUUUCUUGAUGAAAUUAGAUAAUUUGAUAAAUGGGAAUAAUUAAUGAAUUCUCCCUAGUUCAAUAGUAUUUAAGAUUUUUUAAAUUUGUAAAAAAAUAAUAUAUAUAUAUUUUUUUUUUAUUUUUUAUUUUUUAGAUAAGAUUUAUACGGUAAUACCCCUUUGCAUUUAUCAUUUAUAAAUGGAAAUAUGAAAGCUGUAGAACUUUUAUUAACAAAUGGAGCUUUUAUAGAGAAAGAGAAUAAAGAAGGAUGGUAGGCACGAGAACUUAUAUAAUUUAAUGAAAUAGAUAUUGAAUACGAAAAAAAGUUAAUAGAAAUUGAAAACAGAAAUAAUAAAAGAUUUCAAACAAUGGAAUAUAAUUUAAAUAAGGCAUUUUAGAAGAUAAAAGCAACAAAAAUAGGUGAAACAUCUAAUAUAUUAAAUUCUUAAUUAUAUAAUUUUGGAAAUUAGAUUUAUGUUCCGGAUUAUGUAAUUGUUUUUAACACAGAAGCUUAAAAUACGAGCGAAAAUCCUAAUUAACAAGAAGCAUUAAUUAAUAGAAUAAAUUUCUAAAUAAAUCUUUUAAAAAAUUCAGAUUUUUAAGUAUACCUAAUGGAAUCUCUUUAUCCAAAUAAAUUAUAUGUAAUGUUAUGUAUGGAAUAAGAUAAAUUAAGAAAAGCUUGUUAAGAAAAUAAAAUGUUAAUGAAAAAAAUAGAUUCAUACGAUUAUGAAGUGUAUAAUAUUGAUUAAAAGCAUAAAUUUGAACCUUUUCGUUCUAAAUAAAGAUAAGAAAUUAUUGAAUAAUCUUUAUAGAAGAUAAUAAAUUUAUAAGAUUUAAAAAAUUAAAAGUUAGUUUAUUGUUAUUAUAAGAUGCAUAAAUACGGUGGAAUGGCUAAAAUAAAAGAUAAAUGGAUCGAAAAUACUAAAUGGUAUUUUCCAUAGCCUUUAAACUAAAUGGAUGAUUAUUUAUUAGAAGGAAAAGGCUAAAACUUUAAUUCUGUGACAUUAUUAAGGUAAUAUUUUGGUGAAAAAAUCGCUUUUUUUUUGGUUGGAAAAGUUUUACAACAUGCUUUUUGGUUUUUUUAGCAAUUCCAGGUUUAGGAGUAUAAAUUUAUGGCCUUAUAAUAAAUUAAUUUGACCAUAUAUUUAUUCCAUUUUGGGUAUUCUUCGUGA
Messenger RNA from Ichthyophthirius multifiliis, 2100 nucleotides. RefSeq lists its product as hypothetical. The record is from RefSeq and is a predicted model, not a curated record. The transcript has 3 exons. Lineage: Eukaryota; Ciliophora; Oligohymenophorea; Hymenostomatida. Gene Ontology annotation, molecular function: protein binding.